AGGCUAUCCCGUCCACGGUCGCGAGCGCUGCCAUUAGAAAGUCGUCGGCAGUCGAUGAACGCGGGAACCGGGAACUCCGCGAGAGUUGGAUAGAGAGCGAGAGGGAGAGAGAUAAAGAGGAGCUGGUCCAUCAUCGGUUUCGAACGUCGCGAGAAAGUUUUGCGGCCAGCCUGUUGGGACUCGAUACGAUACGGAAAGAGGGGGAGAGAGAGAGAGAGAGAGAGAGUGGAAGGUUCAGCAGAACACCCCCGAUCGUUAGAGAUCGACUCGACCAUACCCACCGUACGUCGGAGCGUCCGUAGGUCUCGUAUCGGCCGAACCGUCGGGAUCGAUCCGAUAAAACGAAGCGUGAGAGAAACGCGCAUCUUCCAGCCUUCCAGCCGCGAACGGCGAGCGGCGAGGCGACGCGAAUUCGGAGCCAGCGAGGAGGCGAGCGCGGAGAAACGACGCGUAGACACGCUCGCCCGAAAGAUAGAUCAUCCCCCGCGUGCAUCUGCAACUGUGCGCCGGGUUGCAUCCUCAUCGGCGAAGAUCCUCGAGGGACGCUCCGGCGGUUUAGCCCAGCGCACUGGAGGGUCGACGACGUACAACCAGCGCUGUAGAGUGCUACGCAGCGACGUGGCGACGACGCCAUUUUGUGCUCCCUGGUACCGUGCGCUUCUUUCGGAAUCAGCGUCGAGCCUACUCAUCGCCCCGCCGUGACCCGUGACACGCGGGUAUCUCCGAUCGCGUUCGUCAAUAAGUGUAAAACGACGUAGAGCGCUUUUCAGCUCCUCCGGAGUAUUGGAGCGCGAGAGCCAGCGACGGAGAGAAAGAGAGAUAGAAGACAGUGCUCGUGUACCCAAGCAAGUGCGUCAUCGGCGUGAUUCUCAUCCGCGCACCGUCAAUCCCACCGCGAUAAAGAAAGAGAAAGAGAGCGAGAGAGAACGCGUGAGCGAAGAAGAGGGAGAGAAAGAGGGUUCUAUUCAAUUUUCAUAAUCGUCGAUAUCUUCGCCCUGGGUCACCAUCGACCAUGAGACUGGAAAUCGUGUCGGCGGCGGAUUUUCUGGUGCACCUGCUGCGCUUGCAGGCGGGUCAGCUGUCGGAACGGCAAUUGGAGAUGUUCAAAUCAUCGCUGACGGAGGUGUUGCGCCACCGUUACCGGGACCACUGGUUCCCGGAUCGGCCAAAUCGCGGCUCCGGUUAUCGUUGCAUACGCAUCAACGGUAAAAUGGAUCCGGUGAUCGCGCAGGCCGGCGCAAACGUCGGCCUGCUGCCGACCGUUCUGCACAGCCUGUUCCCCAGCGAGCUCACCAUGUGGAUCGACCCGUCGGAAGUGUCGUAUAGGAUCGGCGAGAACGGCUCCAUUUGCGUGCUGUACGAGCGCCCCGAGGCCGAGACCGCGGAUGAGAUCUCCCAGCAGCUGCACCAGCAUCAGCAGCACCCGCAUCAGCCGCAUCUGCAUCAACAUCAGCAUCAACAUACGCACCAUCAUGCGCAGCAUCACCAGCAAGCCGCUAUGCCGCCGCCGCCGCUGCCCCUGCCGCUCCCGCAGCAGCAACAACAGCAGCAGCAAUUCGAAAGCUGCAAAGACUCUCUGCUUCUGGAGCACACGCAAUUCAGCGAGCAGAUCGCCGCGUACGUCUCCAGCUGAAUCGCCGGGCUCGCCGCCGCGCUCGCGUCCACGCUCUCGAAAUGAUCUACUAAGCGCACGUGCAUCUCGUGAUAUGUGAUAUCCCGUGUAUCGCGUCGGACCGAGCAGGUCCGCGCGCUCAACCCUUUCGUGGACUCCAAACGUGCGUGCACCCUUCCCUCCCUCCCUCCCGCUCUCCCCCUCUCUUUCUCUCUCUCUCUCUCUCUCUCCUUGCGUUUUAAUCUUCUCUCUUCUCCUUUUCUUUCCAUUUUUUUCCCUUCUCGGUGAGCACCGAGAGUCUCGAGCGAAGAGUCGGUUCUCCUUUAUCGCCGUCUCCUUCCUUUCCCCUCUCUGUUUCUCUCUCUCUCUCUCUCUCUCUCGUUUUUUACGAGAAAAGAAAAGUAAAAUAUAAAUGGAGCACCAUCAGUCACAUCCGUCGAUGAUCCGCAGCGUCGUGACCUCGACGCGCCUCGUCCCUCCGAGCGAGUUCCUGCUACACGGGGAGAGUCCAUCCUUCGGGAGACGCGAGCUCGUCCACGCGCGUCGGUCGACUCGAACUCGACUCUAGUCUAGUCUCGCGCUUCCCGAUCCUUCUCUCGUGCUCGAAGAAUCUCGAGAGUGAGUAAGAAAACGGCACCUUCGACAAGAGAUAUGUGUUCCCGAGCGACUAGUCUGUGCGUGAUUUAAACGCGCUCGAUCGAAAAAAAAAAAAAACAACAACGGAACGAGGGAAAAUCCACCUGUGUCGCGAUGGAAGAGCGAAAAGAGGGACGGAAGCGGAUCGAAGCGCGCAGACCAGUCGAUUCUCGUUGAUCCAACGCUGCUCACCCGAAUUGUCAUCGUCAUUGGGUCGCCCUACUAUCGGAGCGAGCCUCUUUUUCGCCGGAGAAGGAUCUCGCGGCCGUCGCAGCGAGAAAGAACGGAGCGAGCUCGGAGCUCUCUCAGCAGCCGACUAAUUGAUCUCAGCACCUCCUCUAUCCGCGUAACCUCCGAGUGUCUCUCGUGACGACAGCAGCCACGCGAGAGAGGAACAACGAAGACCAGCCAGCCUCAUCGCCCUUCCUACGUUCUCGAGGGAGUAAAGGAAUUGUACUCAUUACAUUUAUACACGAGAAACAUACGCACACGUACAUAUAUAUAUACAUACAUGGAUUUCUCUGUCUCUCGCAUCCUCCCGAACGACCAGCGUCUUUCUUCCACGCACUUUUUCGUUACCGUCGGAUCUCGAAUUAAGGUUCGUACACACCGAUGAGUAUUUACGAUGCGGAAACACGGAUACUUAUUCUUUUUCUGAAAUUAAAUCCCGAAUGAUACAAUCCCGCUGGUUGUUCAGUCGUUUAGAGUACAGUUCAAGAGAGAGAGUGAGCGUGAUUAGUAUUCGGAAGUCAUUUACGAUUAGAGAUUCAAUAAUUCUUGCAAUGUAUAUAAACGAAUUUUUCCAUUUCCAUAUUUUCCAUCUCGCGUCGGUUUGUACGAUCGUGAAAUUGAGAACCGCAAAGGAAAGGGAUGAGAGUCGAUCGUUCUCCAUUCUCAUCGUCGAUAAUUUUCUCGAACCUCGCACUGUCAAUGCAGAUUACCACCGAGCCACACACACGUACACAAAUUUUCAUAAUACAUUCAUACAAAAUUAAAGACGCGCCUACCGAUGAUUUUUGAACAAACGAUCGCGAUGGAUCUCACCAGCUAUCGUGAGUUGUCAAAGAUCGCCGGUGUUAAUUCAUCGAAUUUACUCUUCGUUAACGUCGCUUUCCACGAGCAUCUGUAACGAUAAAAAUACGUUACAUUUACAACGUCGUUUUCUCACGUGUAUCCUACUAAUUUGUCGACUGAUUUAGAUUUUCUGGAAAAAUCGAGUGUAGAAAUUUCGCGAAACGCCGCAACACGAUAACAAAGUUUCAAAUUCGAUGUAAAGUUGCGACUUGUAUUUUUCGAGAACGGUUUUCAAUAAGUACGAAUCUUAAAAGCGUUUCAAUUAUUCGACAGCGAUUCUCGACAAUACAAAUCGCAAGCGGUAGUCUGAAUGUGCAUACACACAAAAACACUCGCAGACACACACGUACAAAUUUCACGAAAGCGCGUGAGUUAUAUAUGUACAUAUAUACAUACAUAUAUAGAUAUAUAAAAGCGUUAUAUAUGUAGAGCACCGUGUACACGCGCGGGGGCGAAGCAGGGGGAGUUGGAGAGUUGGGCGAAGUCGCCUCCGGGCGUGUACAUACAUAACUGACGAAUUGUAUAUUAUAUCCUUCGCGUGAGAGGAGAUGGAAGAAAGCGGGAGAAAACACGACGGUGUAUAAAAUUGCUGUGAUUUUAUUCACGGGAAGGCACCCAGGCGUGUUUUUACUAUGGAGAGUCGGUCUUGGGUAGUGAAUCGCUCGAUGCACGGUGUGCGAUCGCGAAUGUUUUGGGAGUGACCGCGGGAAUGAUUCCGUGAGAGAAAGAGAAAGAGGGAGAGAGAAAAUGAUCGAACGCAUAUGUACAUGUACGGCGCUCACCCGAUAUACGUAACGCUCGCCCGCUCCGGCAAUAAUAAUAGAGUUCGCUCGAUUAAUCACGCGUCUGCUUCGUGCUCGCGGCACAUCGAGAUCUGUUCAAUUACCGUUACUUGACGAACCGAUAGGUUCGCGUUAAUAAU
Temnothorax curvispinosus is the source of this 4244-nucleotide messenger RNA. Its product is annotated as protein BTG2-like. NCBI's taxonomy places the organism in Eukaryota, Metazoa, Arthropoda, Insecta, Hymenoptera, Formicidae. The transcript has a single exon. Gene Ontology annotation, biological process: negative regulation of mitotic cell cycle; negative regulation of cell population proliferation. The record is from RefSeq and is a predicted model, not a curated record. The coding region runs from base 1013 to 1633 and encodes 206 amino acids. Gene Ontology annotation, cellular component: cytoplasm; nucleus.